Messenger RNA from Conger conger (European conger), 11733 nucleotides. It is a transcript of the gene setd2, whose product is annotated as SET domain containing 2, histone lysine methyltransferase. Bases 443 to 9505 code for a protein of 3020 amino acids. The record is from RefSeq and is a predicted model, not a curated record. The transcript is spliced from 22 exons. Gene Ontology annotation, molecular function: histone H3K36 methyltransferase activity; protein binding. Gene Ontology annotation, cellular component: nucleus; chromosome. Gene Ontology annotation, biological process: regulation of DNA-templated transcription. NCBI's taxonomy places the organism in Eukaryota, Metazoa, Chordata, Actinopteri, Anguilliformes, Congridae.
CUGGAUCAUUUGUAGCUAACGUAGCUACCUAUCUGAUGUUAAAGAAAAAAGGUCAGUAAAAUCAUUAGUAGAAAUAUAAUUUUUUUGGUUUAUUAUUCAGUUACUUAUAUUUAAUUUCGCAUGAUUGCAUUAGUUCAACUGAUCUAAGACUAGUUUUAAAAAUUAAAAAUAAAAAAAACCUGGUUGUCCGGCUAGCCUUGCUAGCUGACUAGCUACAUUUUUCGAGAACACCCGGUUUGGAUUUGGACGUCGGCAUUGGCCAUUGCUGGAUGUUUUUGAGACAAGCAAAGGGGCUGUUUGUAGUCGGCGGAGAAGAUGGGGGACUUUUAUGACCCAGAACACCCGACUGAGUGUGUCAUCACCUUGGGGAGCACACUGCUCUGAGCUGGUUUGUUCCAGGCCAGCAGCACCACCCGGCUGCUUACAACAGCCCUUCCCCUAAAUGGAUGCGCUUGUGGAGACAGAGAUCAGAGAAGAGGGAGCUGAUGCGGUGGCUAAGAAUGACAGCCUUUCCAAGUCCACCCUACUGAAAGGCCUCUCACCCAAAAAUGUUGGGUCUAGCCGCCUCCUGCCAAGAGGCACCAGGUCUAAGGUGAAUCUAGAAGAGCAAGGCAGGCAGAAGGUUUCUUUCAGUUUCAGCCAGAUAAAGAAACCUUUACAAAACUUGUUUCUGGCCCCCCCCAGCCCUGAAAAAUCACUAGGUGAUCUCCAGCUCCCUGCCACUCAUCCUGCCGCGUCACCCCCCCAAGAUAGAGUAGGGUUGCAAGCUAUCUGUAAGAAUGAACAAACCGAGCCGCUGCCUCCUCCUAUUGUCAUAGAACCCCUGGCACCCCCGCCUACAGUCCCCUCUCCCCCAAAAGCCAAGCUUGAUCCUGGGAUAAUGCACUUCAAGAAGCAGAUCCUCAGUGUCUCUGCCAGUCUGGAGCAGGUGACUCAGAAGGAGCCCUUAGGUUGUGACUUAAUAAAGGAGCCUCCUUCCUCAGAGCAGGAGGCUGUGUUCAAGCCUGCAGCCAAACCUGAAGCAGAGAACCCACCACCCCAAGCUCACUACAACACUGUUAUUGACCAUGCCCCUGAGGAACCAUCCAUGGGGGAAAUGGCUAUGGAGAAUCUAGAACCCUGUAAAGGCCCUGUUGAUACUUCCCAUAUUGGGAAAGAGGACAAGGACCGAAGUGGAGCAACAGAGUAUGCAGAAAAUGUAGAGCACAGGAAGAUCCAGUCCCAGUCAGACAGCACACUUCCUGGCUCAGAGUCCGACGCUGACUCUGUGCGGACGUCUUCCAGCCAGAAGUCGGGUGACCUCAAGAGCACAGCGAAGGUUGAUGUUUCAGGCAAGGAGGUUAAGAGCAACUCCUCUGGUUCGAGAGGGGAGGAUAUAGAAAAGACUUUGUCUAAUGCAAGGACAGAAAAGGAUGAAAAGUUAGCUGGCCAUUCAAAGUCUGAUCGUGAGUCAAGACAAGCAUCCUCACGGUCCUCCCGUUCAGACAAAGAUAGAAGAAAAACAAAGAGCCGCUCAAGGUCCCGUUCCCGUUCUAGAGGCACUAGAACAAGUUCCUCCUACUCCAGAGCUGAGAGGUCCUCAAGGAGCGAGAAACUAUCAAGAUCAGACCGGUCCCACUACCGGGACUCUGAGCGUAGGUCACACAGGAAUUCUCCACAUCGUGAACAGAGAUCAUCUCGCUCUCGAACUGAACAUCGAUCUCGUGAUAGCUCAGACUCUGAGGAUGACCACCGUAGGACUCGUAACAGAGUCAGUGACUCCAACCGGUCGUCUACCCGUUCUAGUUCUUACAGAGACUCUAAAUCAUCAUCUUCUUGCACAAAAUCUGACAAGGACUCCAAAUCUUUGGAGUCCUCUCGUUCCUCUGAGUCUGAGAAAAGGACACAGUCACACUCAAGGUCUGAGAGAUAUUCUAGGCGGACCAUGGACUCUGAGCAAGCUAAAAAGAGCUCUCCAGAAGCAGAACCAGAUUACAAGAAGUCCAGCAUGACCUCCUCCAAACAUGAGAGUUGCCACAAAUCUUCUUCCAAACCUAAUACCAGUCCCCAGAGUUCAGAAAAAAUGGCUCAGAAAAGCACCUCCUGUAGUUCUGACUCUGAGGAGGAGGGGAAGUGUCACUUGAAGGACAUGGCUCAGUUUUCCUCUUCCUCUUUGUCAGAAGUGCAAGGAGCCACAACAUCUGAAAAAACAGACCUCUCAAGUUCACUGCAAAUGUCACCUAAGCCCUUGUUUAAGCUCAAAGGAGUUGACAGACAAUCACAGGACAUGUUGACCAGUCCAGAAAAAAAGUUGAAUUCUGACAGCCAUCACAAAAAUGAGGAAACCGUGGAUUCUCAGCAAGCUGAUUGUUGCCCAUUUGAAGAAAGAGACCAUAAAGAAGGUGGCCAAGCUGAUACUAUAUCCAGCAUUUUAGGAAUUCAACCCCUUACUGUGCCUCAGCUUUGCUCUUCCGAUGGCUUGGUGCCUCAGGGCACUGAACAAACGGACUCUUGCAACACGCUUGCUUGCUGUAGGGCCAAGCAGGCAUCCACCUAUAGUCUGCGCUCCAAGUCCAAAUCUCAAAAUCUGGAAUCUUUACCCCCGCAAGCACACACCUUGCCCGAUUCAAGUCCAACACCAGUGUGCCAGCCUAGUCCAAGCCAAGGUAGUGAUCUCCUUGAUGAAUGCAUCAAUUUGCCUGAUAAACACUCUGAGACAGUCAGGGACCUGCAAAAGACAGGAGAGGGUUACCCAUUGAGCAAAACUCUCUCCAAUGAUGGAGAGACACAAGUCACCCAUUGUCAGCCUAAUAUUAUGUCCAGUUUAUUAGGGUUCAAUCAUCAAAUUCAUCCUAAUGACCACAGUUUUUGUGGCCCUUUAAAUGACAAUGUUACAUGUGUGGCUACAUCAGAAGGCUCAGAUGGAACAGAACUUCAGUUAGUCCACAGUAGAGCAGAAACCAAAUCAAUGAGCUGUAAGAUGAGUGAUGGCCUUGAAGUUGCAAAUUGUUUCUCUGCAAACAAGCAGUUGGUCCCCAUAUUGAGUAACAUCUUGCAUGAUGGUACCUUCAUGAAAACAAGUGUCCCAGAGAUUUCAGAAGGUGCUCAUCAUGCUCAGCCUGAAAUCGCUAAAGACUCCACAGAGAACAAGAGAAACGUGGAAAAGGCCUCCUCUAAUUGCUCUGGUAAAGAUUCUCUGUUCUGCACUGACAAAAUUGUGAUAUUAGAACAGAAUCUCCCUCAAGUAGGACAGAGUCUAACAGAAUCAAAGCCAGCGGCAGUGGUUUCUGUUGAAGAACUCCCCGGUGGCGAUCUCUUGCAGAAGAACACUAAAACUGUAGAACUUUUGCUUGCUAGUCAGUGUGAAACUAGCCUAGAGGUCGCAGAGCAGUUGAACAAACCUGAACAUCAGAAGUCUGAGCUAUUAAAAAACAAAAAAAUGAAUGUGAAAAAAUCACGCUGGGACAUAGUUGGUGAGGACAACUCUGACCAUGAGAACUCUCCGAAAAUACCUUUCAAUGAGACUAAGUCUCCUGUGAAAAAAAUCAUUUCUGUUAAGAGUAUAGACUUAUCAAAAGAAUCUGGUUUGGAGGACACAAUCUUAAAGAAAGAAUCCAGUUUUAGGCAUGAGGAGAGUUCCCUGUCAGCACAAAUUCAUUUAAACAUGGUGCCAAAAUUGUCUAAAAGGCUUGUUGUCGUUGUAAAAAAGGAAGACCUGGGAAUGCAAGUGGAUGGCUCUCUGAGUUUUCAGGAGAAAAUCAAACUGCAAGAGCAGGUGGGUCCAUCAAAAACAUUACCUCAGCCUCAGUUAUGUGACACUAGCCUUGAGGCAGAGGAUGUUAAACCCUGUGUUGGUCAGAACCUUAAUGCCCCUCCAAAAUCUAGCCACUCCUCAUUUGUAGACAAUAAGAAUCAAGAGAGGAUGAGGGAAGACUGUGGCCAGCAACAGCAGGAUGGCCUUUUGAGGAACAAGUUUGGUAGGAGUAGCAACGUGUCCUUUGAGCGGGAUGUGGAAGGCAACAGUGAAGAGAGUGACACAGAAGACUCAGAGUCUGACUCUGAUGACUGCAGCAUUCCCAAGAACCGUUUGCACUCUAUUGUUGUUGUGCCAAAGAAUUCCUCCCUUACUCUGGAGAGCAGAGCUGGGCCUACUUCAUCCCCUGUCCACAGUGACAGCCCUGGGCAAGCACCCGUGGAGUGGCAGGAUCGCAGCUGGAUGGAACCCAGCAGCCAAGGGUCUGACCGGGACGAAGGCGUCAGCAGAGGGGUCUCUGGGAAAGCAUGUUCCACUCUGCUAUCUGUGGGCAGUCAGCAUAGCCUUGAGGCUUCUGCAAAUGUAAAACCUCCCAUCUUUGCCUCCCAAAGUGUGGCUUAUUUGUCCCAAAGCAAUAUGGUUGACAGCACCAGCCAAGUGGAGGCUGCCCGCAGUGCUCAGCAGCGCAUGGAACAAAUCCCCAGCACCAAUAUGAAACCAAAGACCCUGGGAGCGAUGAGCCAUGCUGGUAACUUUCUCCACCUUGAGGAUUCCUGGAGGGAGCCUGACACUGGAUACCCUCAGCAUUAUGAUGGUCCAGACAGCUGGCAUGGGCGUAAGAGGAUGUACCAUUACCAACAGGCGGACUUCUCUGGCUCUGAUGACUUUGACAGCAAAGAUGGAUAUAACCUGGGAUGGGACUUUACACAACCAGAACAGCCAAGCAGUACCUACCAGCAACCAGACAGCAGCUAUGGCAUCCAGCCCCAAAAGCCUUCCCAGUUCACCAACUCUGCCGUCGGACAGGUGUGUGGUCAGGGUAGCAGUUUCUGGAGCACACACAACGUGUCUGAAAGCUGCAGACCGGUCUACCUCCCUGUGCCUUCACACUAUUGUGAGCCCGUUAGCCAGGUCCAGCCUGACUCUCUGACUAACGAUUAUGAUGAUGAGAGCCGGAGGAGGAUGAUGCCUCACAACGCAACAACCACAUUGUCCUGUGACCUCCCUCCAGCCUCCUCAUCUUCCUCUUUUUUGCAAGCCCAUGAGAUUAGCAGCAAUUGUAGGGGUCUUGUGAGUGCCACCCCUGAGAGUACGGCCAUUCCUGACACCCCCAAAUGUGAGGAUGGUCAAAGGCCUCACCGGGGUAGGGGCCCACCGAAAAAGCGACGACAAGAGCUGGAGUCUGACUCUGAGAAUGAGGCUGACGCGGGGCUUCCCAUUAAGAGAGAGCGGAUUUCUGAAGAUACUACAGAGACCCCAACCCAAGCUGCUGUGGCUGCGCGGCCCUUGCUUAGUCUGCGGAAUUUCCAGGACUCUAUUGCCUGGAAGGAGCUGGCUAAGGCCAAAAAGAUGCCUCCUUACUUUGACCUGAUAGAAGAGAACUUGUAUCUGACAGAACGGAAAAAGAGCAAGUCCCAUCGAGACAUCAAACGAAUGCAGUGCGAGUGCUCAGUGUUGUCACGGGAGGAACGAUCCCGUGGAGCCACAGCUUGUGGGGAAGACUGCCUCAACCGCCUGCUGAUGAUUGAGUGCUCGUCGCGUUGCCUGAAUAGUGUUUACUGUUCCAACCGACGCUUUCAGAUGAAGCAGCAUGCAGACUUUGAGGUCAUCUUGACAGAAAGCAAGGGCUGGGGCCUGAGGGCCGCUAAGGACCUGGUAUCGAACACCUUUGUGUUGGAGUAUUGUGGGGAGGUUUUGGAUCACAAGGAGUUCAAGGCCCGUGUGAAAGAGUACGCCCGCAGCAAGAACAUCCACUACUACUUCAUGGCUCUUAAGAACAAUGAGAUCAUUGAUGCCACGCUGAAGGGGAACUGUUCUCGUUUCAUGAACCACAGCUGUGAACCCAACUGUGAGACCCAGAAGUGGACCGUAAACGGUCAGCUUCGAGUUGGCUUCUUCACCACCAAGCCUGUGACGGCUGGCACUGAACUCACAUUCGACUACCAGUUCCAGAGAUAUGGGAAAGAGGCUCAGAAGUGCCUCUGCGGAGCACCGAGCUGCCGGGGCUUCUUGGGUGGGGAGAACCGGGUCAGUGUCCGGGCUGCAGGCGGAAAGAUGAAGAAAGAGCGCACGCGGAAGAAGGACACCGUGAGCGCGCUCACUACGGUGGAUGAGGAGCUGGAGGCAUUGCUAGAGAAUGGCGAGGGUCUGUCCGAUGAGAAGCAAGUGGUCUCGCUCUGUCGGCUUAUGGUUCGAGUAGAAACCAUGGAACAGAAACUUACCUGCCUGAAGCUCAUCCAGAAUACCCAGAACCCCGCGUGCCUAAAGCAGUUCCUGGAUCACCACGGACUCUCGCUGCUGUGGAUCUUCAUGGUGGAGCUGUCGGAGGCCAAAGGCAACAACAUCAAGCUGCAGCUGGAGAUUAUGAGGAGCCUGGCGGUUCUCCCCAUCUCCACCAAGAACAUGCUGGAGGAGAGCCGGGUGCUGCAGUUCAUCCAGCGCUGGGCCCAAAACCAGGCCCUGCCCCCGGCCGCCGAGCAGGACGGGUACUCCAGCGAGAACACCUCCCGGGCCCAGACCCCGCUCAACACCCCGGACGGGCCGCCUGUGAAGCCCCAGGAGCUGGACGGAGACACGCCCAAACGCGCCGUGUACCGCCGCCUGAAGAUCAUCAGCGAGAACAGCCUGGACAGCGCCCUCUCGGACGCCAGCAAGGCCUCCGACGGCAAGGAGGACGAGGAGGAAGAGGAGGAGGAGGAGGAGGAGGAUGACUCCUCGCAGGCCGAGCCCGCUGAGAGCAGCCGGGUGGGGCAGGACGCUGCGAGGGAGGAGCCUUCGGCCGCGGUGCUGGAGACGCAGGAACCGUCAGAGCCCACAGAGGGCGCCGCUGAGACCGCCGCUGAGACCAAGCCCGAGGGUGAGGAGCCUGCGGAGAUGGAAACAGAGGGGGAGCAGGAGAGGACUGCGGGCCAGGAGGUUGAGGUACAACAGAGCCAGCCUGUGAAUGAGGUAGAUCAGGAGGUGGAGAUAGAGGGGGUGCAGAAGGAGAGCCUGGAGGAGGCGAGUGAGCCCCUGGCUGUGACCUCGGAGACCGAAAGGGAUUCGGAAGGGCAGGCGUCUCAAACAGAAGAGCCCAGCCAGGCCGCCCCUGCAGAGGAACUUCCUGUGUUGGAGGAGACCAAGGUGGAAGAGGUCCCAGCGGUAGAGGAAGCAGUGGACUGUUCUGCGGCUGUGGAGCUGGGCGUGGUGGAGACGGGGACUGCAGGGGAGGGUGUGGCUGCAGAGGAGGCAGUAUCUGCAGCACCUCCAGAGGAGGGUUUAGCUCCAGCAGAGUGUUUAGCUCCAGCAGAGGGUUUAGCUCCAGCAGAAGGUUUAGCUCCAGCAGAGGGUUUAGCUCCAGCAGAGGGUUUAGUUCCAGCAGAGGGUGGGCCUCCAGCAGAGGGUGGGCCUCCAGCAGAGGGUUUAGCUCCAGCAGAGGGUGGGCCUCCAGCAGAGGGUGGGCCUCCAGCAGAGGGUGGGCCUCCAGCAGAGGGUGGGCCUCCAGCAGAGGGUGGGCCUCCAGCGGAGGCCACGUGCGUGCAGGAUCCACCUGCACCAGGGGAGACCGCAGCGUGCGAGUCUGCCGCAGAGACCACCGAUUUGGGGACCACUGUUGCCACUGCUGAUGCCGUUGCCGUGGAGACGCCAUCGCAGGACGAGGAGGAGGGCGUGUCGGACGUGGAAAGCGAGCGGAGCCAGGAGCCGCCGCUCAGGCCUGUGGAUGUGUCCGACAUGGCUGCACGACUGCUGGACAACUGGAAGGACCUGAAGGAGGUGUACAGGAUCCCCAAGAAGAGCCAGGUGGAGAAGGAGCCCAGCGAACGCAGCCGUGACAGAGACUCUUACCUCUCCUCUCGCACGCCCUCGGGCAGUCGAGAGCGGGAGAGGGAGAGGGAGAGGGAGAGGGAGCGGGAGAGAGACAGGGACCGGGAUCGGGACCGGGACCGUGACCGUGACAGGGAUCGAGACCGCGACAAAGACCGGGACCGGGACCGGGACCGUGAGAGGGAGAGAGACCGGGACCGGGACCGUGACUCGGAGAGGACGCCCCGCAGCACGGAGCGCCGCCGUCGCAGAGCGUCCCUCUCGCCCCCGCUGUCGGCCUACGACCGGAGCAGCCGCCGCGGCGAUGACCGGUACGACCACCCCAACAGCAGCAAGAAGAAGGGCCGCACGAAGGAGCGCAACAAGCUGACGACGGAGGAGCGCAGGAAGCUGUUUGAGCAGGAGGUGGCUCAGCGGGAGGCGCAGAAGCAGCAGCAGCUGCAGACGCUGGCCUUCGACGCACUGGCCUACUCCUCCAGCCCCCACGGCUUCCUGGCCUACCCGCAGGGCUACCCCAUGCAGGCCUACGUGGACCCCACCAACCCCAACGCCGGCAAGGUCCUGCUGCCCACCCCGGCCGUGGAGCCCCUGUGCGCCGGGGCCCCCGCCCUGCCCUACGAGCAGACCCCCCCGCCCCAGCCCCUGCUCCCCGAGCUCGGCCUGGCCUCCCCCUCGCCCACCUCGCAGGCCCCGCCCGUCUCCGCCCUCCAGCACAUGGCCACGGCCCUGGAGCUCCCCCAGGGGGGCACGCCCCAGUACGCGCCGCCCGGCGUGCCGCCCCAGGACCCCUCUGUGGCCGUCCUCUCCAUGCCAGCUCAGGCGGCCAGCGCGCAGGUGCAGGGGCAGCAGAGCUACGCCCCCCUGUGGGACCCCGCGAUACAGCAGGCCCUCACGGUGCAGGCCGCCCCCGCCCAGCAGUACCCUCCUGCCCCCGCAGGCCAGCCGCAGGCCGCCAUCUACUACCAGGGCCAGCCCUGCCAGGCAGUGUACAGCAUCCCCGCCGCCUACCCGCAGGCUAACGCCCCCGUCAUACAGGCCUACACGGAGCCUGCAGCGGGGUACCUGCAGGGGCAGCAGGUUUACUCCGGCCACCAGCAGGGGGUGGUGUUGCAGCAAGCAGGCACAGUCACCACUAUUGUCACAGCUCAAGCUGUUCCGCAGGAGAUGAUGGUCCCCAACAACCUGAUGGACCUGCCCCCUCCCUCACCCCCCAAAGCAAAGACCAUUGUCUUGCCGCCCAGCUGGAAAGUAGCGCGGGACCCGGAGGGCAAGAUCUACUACUACCAUGUGAUCACCAGGCAAACACAGUGGGACCCUCCAUGCUGGGAGGGGGGCAGUGACAAUGCCAGCGUAGAUCACGAGGCUGAGAUGGACCUCGGGACGCCAACCUACGACGAAAACCCCUCCAAGUUCUCCACUAAGACUGCAGAAGCUGACACCUCCAGCGAGCUGGCCAAGAAGAGCAAGGAGGUCUUCCGUAAAGAGAUGUCUCAGUUCAUUGUGCAGUGCCUGAACCCAUACCGGAAACCGGACUGCAAGCUGGGCCGCAUUGGCAACACCGAGGACUUCAAACACCUGGCCAGAAAGCUGACUCACGGCGUGAUGAACAAAGAGCUGAAGUCCUGCAAGAACCCGGAGGACCUGGAGUGCAACGAGAACGUCAAGCACAAGACCAAGGAGUACAUCAAGAAGUACAUGCAGAAGUUUGGUGCGGUGUACAGACCCAAGGAGGACAUGGAGAUGGACUGACCCUCUACUAGCCCGCACGAACGUCCCGCGGGAGACACUCAUACACACAGACUUUGCCUUCACUCGGUCACGUGACGUCAGCUCACCUGUUCGCAGGGUCGGGCCGUUGCCAUGGCAGCAGCUGCUUGGAGUGUGAGCUCUGCAAGGGUAGGGGAGGGUGGGGGGGGAUGGGAUUGAUGUAAACAUGCUCUAAUUUUGUACUUGAUAAUAACCAUGUCCUAACUGCUGCUUUUUAAAGCUUUGUCUGUCCGCCGGUUUUAUUGGGACGUUUUGUCGAGGCAGACGAUCGCGGGCGAGCAGCUGGCCCUCGGGUGUUCUCGCAGACCGAGGAAGACUAUGAUGAAGUUCUACCCUGGGCACUGACGGGGUUUCUCUCCUCCCGAUCAUGUGCCGCUCCGAUAUCAGUUGUCCCAAGCAAUGGUUGAAGACGUCUUUGACCAUGAAGACCGUUGCUGUCCUGUCUCAGAUUAAUGAAAUCCAGUACACGUGUAGCUCAUCAAUGCUUUUUUAUUUUUUAUUUUAUUUUUUAUUUUUUUUGGGUCUUGUCUUGAACGCAGCAAGAGUUGUUCGUCAGCAAAGGCUGGUUGAAUAAAUAGAAGAAAAAAAGAAAAAAAAAACCUUGGAUCUACACAACAACAACAAAAAAAAAAAAAAAGGAACAUAAAAGUAAUGGUCCCUAUUCCUUUGCUCUGUUGAGUCCUAUGCGUUUCCCUACCCCUGCCAUUGACUUUGUGUUUCUGGUGCUAACCGUGAGCUGGGCAGGAGGUGGGGCCUUGCCUUCAAACCACGAAAGAGUGGGAAGUUUAGUCUCUCUGCGUGAAAACAUGGCCGCCGGCCAAAAUGUGCAGCAGGAUCUCUGUGAAAUUCCCUGCCUUUUCCGGGACACCUUCCAACCCCCCCUCUCCCUACCCCUGAAAUGGGGGAGGGGGGAUUCACACUGGAUGGGGAAGUCGAUGAGCUUUCAUCUUUGUUAAUGUUUUCAUCUCCACGUGUCUGCCGACAGUUUUCCUUCAUUGCUCCGAAUGUGGUGUGUGGGGAAAGAAAGAACAUUGGAACUGUCAGCAUAUUAUGAGGAGACGUCCAGUCGGUGUCAUUUUUAUGUCUUUUAUUAAAUUGAAUGAAGUGAGCAGGUUAGGUAGUCAGUGGCAUACUCAGUUGGCUUUGUGUCACCUCUUAAUUCUCAACCCCCGACAGCCCCGGCCAUUUCCUGACCCCCCUCCCUGAGGAAUUGGAUGUAGCAUUGUGGUUUUAACUGUCCAUAGCUUGCUCAUGUUACAUGAUUCUUUUGUUUUCCGUCUCAUUAUUUGGACGAACGCAGCUGUGCCAUCCUAUAGGCAUGUCAUGGCUUGCUAGUUUGUCUCUGAGGUUUUGUCAUGUCAUCUGAUUUGCAGGGUUAAUGUUACUGUCUACAAGGCUCAGGCCUUGAGCGUCACCCUCCCACUUCACACCUCUCUCCUGUCAAAACUGCAUUAAACCACACUCAAGUAAACAUGUAUUAUAUUGCUUUAUAUGUGAAUAUAUUGAGAAAUAGUUUUUGAGAAUGUUUAAAUAAGCAGACUUUGUAAAUGGACUGUUGGUUCAUGAUUUGAAGUGUAAAUAUGUGUAAUUAAACCAAACCAGGAAAAUGACUUUUGUGGAGGGGUGCAGGGUAAUGAGUUGUACUGAGCCCUUAGUCCCAGUACAGUAUACCCCUAUUCCAGUACAGUACACCCCCCAUCCUAGUACUGUAUACCCCUUAUUCCAGUGCAGUACACUCUCAUCCUAGUACAGUACAUCUCCUAUUCCAGUACAGUACAACAUCUAUCCCAGUUCAGUAUACCACCUAUCCCAGUACAUUACACCACCACCCCCCAGUGCCAGUACAGUACACCUUCUGUUCCAGUACAGUACACCACCCAUCCCAGUACAGUACAUUUAUUCCAGUACAGUACCCCCCCCCCCCCCCCCUCCCCUUUACUCCCAGUACACACUCAGUUCCAGUGCAGUACACUGUUCUAGUUCCUUGUUUGUGACCUGUCCUUGGAAUUCACUGAUGAUCAUUUUUUCUUUUUUUGACUUGAUUUUCAUAGGGUGGGGGGUUGUCUUUUCAGUUGUUUUCUUUUGGAGAGAGAUUUUCUAUGUAGAAAAAGAGCCUCGCCCUGCACUUCCCUGUAAGUACUGUGCAAGCACAUUGUCAUACUGAGUGUAAAAACAUUUUAAAAAGAAAAUAAACUUUUUUGUAAAAAUGA